Messenger RNA from Octodon degus (degu), 3654 nucleotides. RefSeq names its product staphylococcal nuclease and tudor domain containing 1 (gene Snd1). The coding region runs from base 388 to 3117 and encodes 909 amino acids. The transcript has 24 exons. The record is from RefSeq and is a predicted model, not a curated record. Gene Ontology annotation, cellular component: RISC complex; nucleus; cytosol. Gene Ontology annotation, molecular function: RNA binding; nuclease activity. NCBI's taxonomy places the organism in Eukaryota, Metazoa, Chordata, Mammalia, Rodentia, Octodontidae. Gene Ontology annotation, biological process: regulatory ncRNA-mediated gene silencing; mRNA catabolic process.
AUACUUAUUCCGUCACCGCAAAUCAGCUUUUUCAGCGCUUCCUGGAACUCACCGCCCCUGCGGGUACUAAGGGGCGGGGCUCCGCGAGCAGGGUGCCUAUUGGCUUGGAGUCCGGCCGGCUCUGGGCGCUAAUUGGCCGGAGGACGGUGGCGCUCUGGCACGCUUGCGCGGCGAGUAGAACGUGUGGCGGCGGCGGAGAUCGCGUCUCCUCUUUUGCUCCCAGUCCCGCUGCUGCUUCAGUGUGCGAUCAGCUUGUUCGUCCCGUGCGUCGUCCGCAGCUGGUCUCCCGCCUGCCUCUCCUCUCGGCGACCUCUCCCCGACGCAGAAAUCCAUACUGACAUCUCCAGUGGGCCGGCCGUUCCACUCGCUGCCUUUUCAGCUCCACACAUGGCCUCCUCCGCACAGAGCGGCGGCUCCGGGGGACCCGCGGUCCCCAUCGUGCAGCGGGGCAUCGUCAAGAUGGUCCUCUCCGGGUGUGCCAUCAUUGUCCGAGGGCAGCCUCGGGGUGGGCCUCCUCCUGAGAGGCAGAUCAACCUCAGCAACAUUCGUGCUGGAAAUCUUGCCCGAAGGGCGGCUGCCACACAACCGGAUGCAAAAGACACCCCAGAUGAGCCCUGGGCAUUCCCUGCUCGAGAGUUCCUUCGCAAGAAGCUGAUUGGGAAAGAAGUCUGUUUCACGAUAGAAAACAAAACUCCCCAAGGGCGAGAGUAUGGCAUGAUCUACCUUGGAAAAGAUACUAACGGGGAAAACAUUGCAGAAUCCCUGGUUGCAGAGGGCUUGGCCACCCGGAGAGAAGGCAUGAGAGCCAAUAAUCCUGAGCAGAACCGGCUUGCAGAAUGCGAGGAACAAGCAAAGGCAGCGAAGAAAGGCAUGUGGAGUGAGGGGAAUGGCUCACACACCAUCCGGGACCUCAAGUACACCAUCGAGAACCCGAGGCACUUUGUGGACUCACACCACCAGAAGCCCGUCAAUGCCAUCAUCGAGCACGUGCGGGACGGCAGUGUGGUCAGGGCUCUGCUCCUCCCAGAUUACUACCUGGUUACAGUCAUGCUGUCAGGGAUCAAGUGCCCAACCUUUCGUCGUGAAGCAGAUGGCAGUGAAACGCCAGAGCCUUUCGCUGCAGAAGCUAAAUUUUUCACUGAGUCGCGACUGCUUCAGAGAGAUGUUCAGAUCAUCCUGGAGAGCUGCCACAACCAGAACAUUCUAGGCACCAUCCUUCACCCAAAUGGCAACAUCACUGAGCUCCUCCUGAAGGAAGGUUUUGCACGCUGUGUGGACUGGUCGAUUGCAGUUUAUACUCGGGGCGCAGAAAAGCUGAGGGCAGCUGAGAGGUUUGCCAAGGAGCGCAGGCUGAGAAUAUGGAGAGACUAUGUCGCUCCCACUGCUAAUUUGGACCAAAAGGACAAGCAAUUUGUUGCCAAGGUGAUGCAGGUUCUGAAUGCUGAUGCCAUUGUUGUAAAGCUGAACUCUGGAGACUAUAAGACCAUCCACUUGUCCAGCAUCCGACCACCAAGGCUGGAGGGGGAAAACAUGCAGGAUAAGAACAAGAAACUACGUCCUCUGUAUGACAUUCCCUACAUGUUUGAGGCCCGGGAAUUUCUUCGGAAAAAGCUUAUUGGGAAGAAGGUCAAUGUGACGGUAGACUACAUUAGACCAGCCAGCCCUGCCACGGAGACAGUGCCUGCCUUUUCAGAGCGUACCUGUGCCACUGUCACCAUUGGAGGAAUAAACAUUGCUGAGGCUCUUGUCAGCAAAGGUCUGGCCACAGUGAUCCGAUACCGGCAGGAUGAUGACCAGCGGUCCUCGCACUAUGAUGAGCUGCUCGCUGCGGAGGCCAGAGCUAUAAAGAAUGGCAAAGGAUUGCACAGCAAGAAGGAAGUGCCUAUCCACCGUGUCGCAGACAUCUCUGGGGAUACCCAAAAAGCAAAGCAGUUCCUGCCCUUCCUUCAACGGGCAGGGCGCUCAGAAGCUGUGGUGGAGUAUGUCUUCAGUGGGUCUCGCCUCAAGCUCUAUUUGCCAAAGGAAACUUGCCUUAUCACCUUUUUGCUUGCAGGCAUCGAAUGCCCUAGAGGAGCCCGAAACCUCCCAGGCUUGGUGCAGGAAGGAGAGCCAUUCAGCGAGGAAGCCACGCUCUUCACCAAGGAACUGGUGCUGCAACGAGAGGUGGAAGUGGAGGUGGAGAGCAUGGACAAAGCUGGCAACUUCAUCGGCUGGCUGCACAUGGAUGGCGCUAAUCUGUCCGUCUUGCUGGUAGAGCACGCACUCUCCAAGGUCCACUUCACGGCAGAGCGGAGCACCUACUACAAAUCCCUGCUGUCUGCCGAAGAAGCUGCCAAGCAGAAAAAAGAGAAGGUCUGGGCCCACUACGAGGAGCAGCCUGUGGAGGAGGUGAUGCCCGUGCUGGAGGAGAAGGAGAGAUCCGCCAGCUACAAGCCAGUGUUUGUGACAGAGAUCACGGACGACCUGCAUUUCUAUGUGCAGGAUGUGGAGACUGGGACCCAACUGGAGAAGCUGAUGGAGAACAUGCGCAAUGACAUUUCCAGCCACCCUCCUGUAGAGGGCUCCUACACCCCCCGCCGGGGAGACUUCUGCAUUGCCAAAUUUGUAGAUGGAGAAUGGUACCGUGCCCGAGUAGAGAAAGUCGAGUCUUCUGCCAAAGUGCAUGUCUUCUACAUCGACUAUGGCAAUAGAGAGAUCCUGCCGUCCACUCGCCUGGGUACCCUGCCGCCUGCCUUCAGCACUCGUGUGCUGCCAGCUCAAGCCACAGAGUAUGCCUUUGCCUUCAUCCAGGUGCCCCAAGAUGAGGAUGCGCGCACAGAUGCUGUGGACAGUGUGGUCCGGGACAUCCAGAACACUCAGUGCCUGCUCAACGUAGAGCACCUGAGUGCCACCUGUCCCCACGUCACCCUGCAGUUCGCUGAUUCCAAGGGCGAUGUGGGGCUGGGCCUGGUGAAGGAGGGGCUGGUCAUGGUGGAAGUGCGCAAGGAGAAGCAGUUCCAGAAAGUGAUCACAGAAUACCUGAAUGCCCAGGAGUCGGCCAAGAGUGCUAGACUGAACCUGUGGCGCUAUGGAGACUUCCGAGCUGAUGAUGCUGAUGAGUUUGGUUACAGCCGCUAAGGAGACCAGCACCUGGCCCCCAGCACCACUCACGCCAGUACCUCUUCUCUGCCGGGAGGGUGUUUUCUUCAACUCCAGACCCAGGGGAGUGGGGCAAGGUGUAGAUUGGGUCCAGCUUUGCUUCACUGUAUGGAAGUCUUGUAAGGUGGCAUCAGGGUGGGGUAAGGGAACCCAGGGCUUGCUGCAAAAAGGCCAUCUUCUGGGAUGGCGGCAAUGCUGUCUACAGUCUCUACUAGCUGAUUUUGUAUUUUUAUUUGGGAGUUUGUGGUUUUUUAAAAAAAUUGUCCUCAAAUCAGGAAGAAACAUGAAAGACUUUGUCAUAGUGAAGGGGUAAUCCUGACACCCAGGACCAGCUGCCAGCUGGUACCCUCCUCUGCCUCAGACUGCCCUUCUUUCCCAGCUCUGUCCAACUGUUGGUUAUGUGGUUUCUCUGAUACGUCCAUUCUCCAAUGCCAGCGUGUCCACAUCUGCCUCCUCACCAGCCCGUUCUGUAUUUAAAGCUUUCAAGGCCCAAUAAAAUAGUACAUGCUGUCUGCA